AUGCAAUACCUACUAUACCUUUUCUCAUUUGCCGGUAUCCCACCUUUAAUGGGAUUCUUCGCUAAACAGAUGGUAUUUAGUGCCGCAUUAGAUAACGGUUAUGUUUUCAUUACAUUAGUUGCAAUAUUAACAAGUGUAGUAAGUGCAGUUUACUACUUAGCAGUUAUAAAACAAGUUUUCUUCGACAAACCCGACUAUAAAUUAAAUUCAGAAUUGUCUGAUUUAGUCUUAAUAGGUAAUAUACAAAACAGCGCAGUCAUGACUUCUACUUCAUUCUUUUUUAUAUUUAUACCUAUAUUAUCUUUUAUUUUAUUGGCUGUUAAUUUAAUCUUAGCUCCACAUAGUCCUUACGAAGAAAAAGAUUCUGCUUUCGAGUGUGGUUUUCAUUCGUUUUUAGGGCAAAAUAGAACACAGUUCAGCGUUUCAUUCUUUAUUUUUGCCUUGUUAUUCCUUCUUUUCGAUUUAGAGAUAUUAUUGAUUUACCCCUAUGCAGUAAGCAGCUAUACUAAUGGAUUAUAUGGUUUAUCCAUCUUUAAAUGGUAG
This is a messenger RNA of Aplosporella prunicola CBS 121167, 543 nucleotides long. RefSeq lists its product as uncharacterized. NCBI's taxonomy places the organism in Eukaryota, Fungi, Ascomycota, Dothideomycetes, Botryosphaeriales, Aplosporellaceae. Gene Ontology annotation, cellular component: NADH dehydrogenase complex. The transcript is spliced from 4 exons. Bases 1 to 543 code for a protein of 180 amino acids. Gene Ontology annotation, molecular function: NADH dehydrogenase (ubiquinone) activity. The record is from RefSeq and is a predicted model, not a curated record.